AUGUCUUCGUCGUCGUUCCAUCGGUCUUCUUCAGCCGCUGUUGUGCAACUGCGCCCUCCGCUGGCUGAGGACGAUGAGCAGGUUUUAAACGCCGAAUUUUCGCGGUCUGCUUCAGACCCUAAACAGCCUUCUUGGCGCUUGGUUACCCCAGCCACGACCGAGGCGUGUGUUUUGCUUAUUGGCGCUUACAACGUAAUCGCGCAGAUCACGUCUAUUUUCUUUCUUCUGUCAUACGCCGGAGUCAACAUUGCCUGUCUGGCACUCGAUUUAACUUCGGCACCUAACUUCAGGCCGAAUUUCAAGUACUUCAGUGUGCACACAUCGUUUCUUGGUUUCAUUGGCUGUAUCGCCAUGAUGUUUUUCAUUAACUCGGUGUCGUCCGGCAUUGCGAUCAUCUUGCUUCUGUUGUUGCUAAUCGGUCUACAUUACGGAGCUCCGAUGCCGGCCAGCUGGGGGUCCAUCAGUCAAGCGUUGAUAUUUCACCAGGUCAGAAAAUACCUACUUAUGUUGGAUUCGCGCAAGGAACACGUUAAGUUCUGGCGACCUCAAAUUCUGUUGCUCGUCGCAAAUCCAAAAUCGUGCCUUCCACUAAUAGAUUUCGUGAACGACUUGAAAAAGUCUGGUCUGUACGUGUUGGGUCAUGUUAAAGUGAUCAGCGAUAGUGGCCUUAACAGACCGAUCGAUCCGGUGCAGGAGGAUAUGCCGUACUGGCUGGGUCUCAUCGAUUACCUCAAGAUCAAGGCGUUCGUCGAGAUUACCGUCGCCGCGUCGAUCAGGGACGGUAUCCAGCAUUUGGUACGACUGAGCGGUAUUGGCGCCAUGAAGCCUAACACCGUCAUGCUCGGCUUUUACGACAGCACACCACACUUGAAUACGUUCGAAAAGGGCAAGUUAUUGCGGAACAUCAAAUUUGCCAAGUUAGAACGAGCCGAAGUAGUCGAGUACUUCACAGCACAGGACUUCGACCCCGACUCAGCCACUAAGCGGCUGACGGUACACGAGUACGUGUCGAUCAUCAAGGACAUCAUCAAGAUGAACAAGAACAUCGGCCUAGCAAAGGGCUUCCAUCGCUUGGACAAGGAAGUGCUCCUUAAGUCUUCCGGUUACAAAUGCGUCGACGUCUGGCCGGUGGACCUGGUGCGGCCGGAAAACGCCAGCACCAGUUGGGACAACAGUUCGUUGUUCCUGCUACAGUUGGCGUGCAUCCUGAGCAUGGUGUCGCGGUGGAAGACGCGAAUCAUGUUACGCGUGUUUCUGUGCGUCACUUCGUUGCAGGACAUGCACCAUAAGGAGGUGCAGCUAAAGGAGAUGCUGAGUCAGUUGCGCAUCCGGGCCAAGUCUAUCCUACUGCCUUGGGACCAUGCUGACUCUCAACAGCUACUUCCGAGCUUUAACGAACUGCUGAAACGCAACAGCAGCCAGUCGGCGGUGGUGUUCCUCAACCUGCCUUUGCCGCCGGAAAAUAUUGAAAGCGCAGGCAGCUACGUGGAAAGGCUCGACCUGAUCACCGCUGACCUACCCCCGUCGCUCAUGGUGUACGGCAUAAGUUCGGUCAUUUCUACCGCUUUAUAA
Molecule: messenger RNA, 1572 nt
Organism: Soboliphyme baturini
Lineage: Eukaryota; Metazoa; Nematoda; Enoplea; Dioctophymatida; Soboliphymatidae
Source: the annotation of a GenBank genome assembly